UCCUUCCCCUCAUCAUCCUCCUGCGCGCCUCGGCUGCGCCCUCCUCUCUCAAUCACCAUGAGCUUUGCCGACAUAGAAACGGGGGACUCCCCACAACGGCUCACGAAUGCCAGCGCGCCGCAGUCCAGCGAGGACUCCGCGUUCCUCGACCUUCAAUCGUCCCUGUCCCUUCAGGUGUUCAAGAUGAACGCAAACGUGCAGGGGAUCUACAAGCUUGUUGACUGCUUGGGGACGCCGAAGGACUCUGCGACGCUGCGGAAGAGAUUACACGACCUGACCGAAUCGACGCGCGCGAUGGUGAAGCGCGCAUCGGAGGAUCUCAAGAAGCUCACGGCCUUGCAAACGAAUCUGCCACACCGCAAGACGCCACUGCAGAAGACCACGCACGAUAUGCAGCAGGCUAUGCUCGGCUUCCAGCGCGCGCAGCAAGUCAGCGCCGAGCGCCAGCGCAACGUCGUGGAAGGCGUCAAGCAUGCACUAGACGAGGACGAGUCGCCAGACGCCGACCAUACUCAGACGCCUCAACAGCAACAGCAGACCCAGUUAUUGCAGCAACAAUUGUCACCACAUGAGCUUGCGUACCAGGAAUCAUUGAUCCAGGAGCGGGAGGCGGAGAUUCGCGAGAUUGAGAGCGGCAUUCACGAGCUUGCGGAGAUCUUCAAUGACCUCGGACACCUCGUACAGGACCAAGGGCAGAUGCUACACAACAUCGAGUCAAACAUCUCUUCCGUGGCCGUUGACACCGGCGGAGCUGCAGAAGAGCUCACUACCGCGGCAGAGUACCAGAGGAAGGCAGGACGACGGGCGGCGUGUCUGCUGCUCAUCCUUGCUUUCGUCGUCGCCAUCGUGCUCCUCGCUGUGUUGUCUUGACGUGUUUGCUCGUCUUGUUUUGGUCUAUUUGUCCGAUUUUCUCCUGCCAUUACGCCCUUCCUCUAUUGUCUGAACACGUCCCCUUUUCUUUCACUACAUCAUCCUGCUUCUGUUUCUGGUUUGUCAUCGGGCGCCUGCUCUAAUGUCUUCGCCAGGACCUUCACUUGACUUUUGUUACCGGGAACAAUUGAUGUCUACGCUUAAUCUUCAUUCAUUUGGAAGCUGGAGGGUACUUAUGUGUAUGUAUGCACGCGUAAUGACUAUGUUGACGUUUUGGGAGACCUUAGAGUCUUCCCCUUGUA
Molecule: messenger RNA, 1172 nt
Organism: Schizophyllum commune H4-8
Lineage: Eukaryota; Fungi; Basidiomycota; Agaricomycetes; Agaricales; Schizophyllaceae
Product: t-SNARE
Exons: 6
Coding region: 58-870 (270 amino acids)
Biological process (GO): Golgi to vacuole transport; intracellular protein transport; vesicle fusion
Cellular component (GO): endomembrane system; membrane; SNARE complex
Molecular function (GO): SNAP receptor activity; SNARE binding
Source: RefSeq, a predicted model, not a curated record